Molecule: messenger RNA, 1386 nt
Organism: Cucurbita maxima (winter squash)
Lineage: Eukaryota; Viridiplantae; Streptophyta; Magnoliopsida; Cucurbitales; Cucurbitaceae
Product: probable membrane-associated kinase regulator 1
Exons: 3
Coding region: 135-1091 (318 amino acids)
Cellular component (GO): plasma membrane
Molecular function (GO): kinase inhibitor activity
Source: RefSeq, a predicted model, not a curated record
AGUUAAAAGAGAGUUAAAACUAGCUUCUCUCCGAUGGGACAUAAACAUGUACACUUGUCGAGCUCCGAGCACCAUUAUAAAUUUUUAUAAUCAAUGAACCUUCCAUCCAACUUCCACCCAUUUUUUCUCUCCCGAUGAAGAUGAUCGAGAAACCCAGAGAUCCAAUAAUCAAAUCCACCGCCACCGUAAUCUCGCCGUCACCCAAAAAUUCCUUCUCUUCCUCCUCCUCCUCCGAUUUCGAAUUCACCGUCUCCAUCUCCCCCCGGAAAUCCUCCACCGCCCUCUGCCCCGCCGACGAACUCUUCUGCAAUGGUCACCUUCUGCCUCUCCACUCCCGCCGGAACUCCCUCGUUCCAACCCUCCUCCCCUCCUCUAGCACUUCCUCCUCCGCCGACUCCACCACCACCACCUCCCGCGACUCCACCGGCAGCUCCUCCACCGAUCACUCCCGCUCCUCCUCCCAAAACGACCCCAACCGCCCCACCUCCGACGACGCAGAUCUUAAGCUCAGAACCCGACAGCGUAACGACAAAAAGUGCAAGCAGUUUUCGUUUGCGAGAUUCUCGUCGGUUUUCAGGAAGGAGCCGAAGAACAACACUGGUAGUAGUACUCAUGGUGGGGAAUCCAGGCCGCCACGUGUCAAAGGGAUUGGAUCCACCGCUAAGGAAGUGAUCAAGAAGUGCUUCAGAAAAGUCCAACUCAAAAUUGGGUCCAAAUCAUGCCACUCGGCAACGGCGGCGGCCCAUACGGCGGAAUCGGCGAAAGAUAGCUCGUUAAAUCCCGGCAAGAAGGAGGAGAGCGGCAGAUUUUCACUCUCAUUUUCUGGGAACUUGAGGUAUCCACGUGGGAGAAGCAGCUUCCUACCGAGUUGUCCGUCGUCGACUCGGUCAUCGCCGAGUCACUCCGGCGUGCUCCGACGAGGAGGCGUACAGAGCUUGAGCUCUGUCAGUGGCUACGGAUCGUCAUACUCCGCCGACAUGUCGUCUAUGGAAGAACUCCACAGUGCAAUCCAAGGCGCCAUUGCCCAUUGCAAGAACUCACUAAUCCAGACCAAAGACACCAUCAACCCCGACGAACCCUCCUCGAGCUGAAUCCUCCCGAUAAAAACACCACCAAUUUCUCACCUAAGUAUUUUCAAGUUGAUCAGAGUGUUUUUCAGGCGAUCGGAAGAAAUCUCGGAUCGGCCUUAUUGGGUAAUUUAUCCAUUUGAGUAUAGUUUAAUUUAUUUCAUAAAUAUGAAAAUAUAUAUUGAAUGCAUUAAUGAUAUGCCAAAAUUGUGUAAUAUUAAUGUUGUAUCAUGAUCUUCAAGCUUGCACUUUUUGGAUGUAUUUUGUUUUAUAUCUGUCAGAAACUCCAAAUUUGUCGAUUAAAUUAUAUAUCAAUCAU